UGUAUUUUUAAUCAAUUGUCAAACAUUUGCAAAGCCUACGAUAAAAGUUUGUUACAUUGGAAUUAAAUCAAUUUUUGAUCAUAAUUAUUUUCAGAAAACACUUAAACAGAAAACUAAUCAUGAGGAUGACCUGAGCAAGCAUGUCCUCACAUACGGGCCUAAAAUGGAAGCGAGAGAAAAGGUAAUGGAGUAUCUCUUUGUGUUGUAUUUUAUAAAAACGAUUUUAGUUAUGUAUAUAAUAAUUUCUAUUUUUUGUUAUAGACUGUUAAGUCAACGCUGGAAACAGUUGAUUAAUUAUCAUUGGCUUCACUUCAUUUGACACCUUUUGUAAUUAAAUUAAUAUAUUAGUUAAGUAUUUUAUCAUUAUUAUCUUAAUAUAUUAAAAAAUAGAGUCUUAUAGAAAGUAGAGCCUGAUUUCUCCUAGUACUUGUAUCUUGUACUUUUAUCAUAAUGCACAAAAAGCAGCAGAAUAAAUGCUUUUUGAUUAUUAAGUGCAAUUAAAAACUCUCUUAGGACCAUCAAAUCGUUUUGAUAUCAAAUGAGGCGAAAGAAAAAGAGUUAAAUGUAGUAGAGGUGUUAAAAUGUAGUAUAGAUGAAUGAAAAUUAAUCGAAACUUGCAUAUCGAACAUACCAAAUAUUACAAGUUGUAAAUGUAUAAUAAUGUUCCUGAUGUCCAAAAAGCCCGUCAAAUACCUACUUGAAUGUUUCGUAAUGAAUAAUACAAUAUCAUAAAGUAACCAAUCUGUAUUUUAUAAACAAAAAUCAAUCACAACGCACCACAAACUAUAAAGCAUAACAAUUUUAAUUAAAAAAUCAACUAUUUACCAAACACUGUUUAGUUUGUAAUGGUGGAAAAUAUCCGUGAAAUUCAAAGUUUAUCGGGUUUCAUUAAAAUUUAAUUCAACUACAUAAGAAAACAAUCGUACGGCCGCUGCAACAAAUUAUUUUAUUAUCGAUAAAAAUAAUUAAACCGAACCCCACUAUAAACGUCCGCCAUUUUGUUCGAAUCAAUUAUUGGCGGGAAUCGUUGAAAAAUCCACGUUUAUCUCGCGACAUUAAGCUAAUAAAGCAUCGGACUUAAUUAAAAAGUAUUCGACGGUGCGGAGGCGAGCGGAGCGGGCGAGCGGCGCGCGAGCCGACUAGCCCAAAACGAGCAAGCCGACCGCGAUCACCCAAUCGACGCCUUAAUUGAAUCAUAACCAGCCGAAUUGGAGAGGCGAGCGCGGCGCGUCGCGCGCCACAGCCCUGGUGUAGUCCGCCACGCGGCCGGCUGAAGCACAAGCUCUUAACGCAAACCGCCCACUGGGAAAGCGUUCCAAAUUCAAAUAACACCUCUACACGCCUAUUGGCCAAUCGCGCGCCAGACAUUCAAAUAAAGAGUGCAGCUCGGAGAUCAGUCGCCACCCCUCGGUAAACAGCGUCCAAUCGGAGGUGAGGAGUCCAUGUUCGUUAUUUUUUUUCCGCGCCGACGGGCGUCGAGCGAGUGCGGAGGGCUCAUUCGGCCGCGCGCCGCCUUGGCGUUCGUAUCGCGCGCUCGCGUCACGAUGGAUUGUGUUCUGUGUGACAUGUGCUUCUGAUUUGGUGUAUUAUUUUUUUUGUGACGGACCCGUUGUGUGUAAAAGCAUGAUGCCUCUCGCACCGACCCCUGUGGUGGCGGUGCCAUCGAAACCGAAGAUAGGAUUCAGUAUAGACAGUAUAGUGGGUGGUUCUGAGCGGCCGAAGCAGGCGUCGCCGCCGCUGGCGAGCCCGGGCUCCCCGUCGCCGGUGGCGUCGCCGCGCAGCCCCUCGCCGCGGCCGCUGCUGAGGCCGAGCGCGCUGCCGGCCGUGUUCCCCUCGCCCGAGCUGAAGCGGCUGCCGUACCUGGACGCGCAGAGUCACCACCACCAGUUCCUGGCGCACUUCCAGGGCGCGGCGCUGGCGGCGGCGCUGGCGCACCAGCAGCAGGGCUUCGGGGCUCCGCUGCCGCCGCACCCGCCGCCGCACCCCGCGCCGCCCGUGCCGCGCGACUCCUACACCCUCUACCCCUGGCUCAUCAACCGCCACGGCAGGAUAUUCCCGCACAGGUUUCCUGGAGGUCCAGAUAUCCCAGGCUUCCUACUUCAGCCUUUCCGCAAACCGAAGAGGAUCAGAACAGCAUUCUCACCAUCACAACUCUUGAAGUUAGAACACGCCUUCGAGAAGAAUCAUUACGUGGUUGGCGCUGAGAGGAAACAACUCGCGCAAGCGUUGAGCCUCACAGAGACACAGGUAAAAGUUUGGUUCCAAAACAGAAGAACGAAACACAAACGAAUGCAACAAGAGGAGGAAGCGAAGACUGGAGGCAAGUCUGGCUCCUCCAACAUGAAGCCGGACGACGGCAGCCAACACAACAACUCGUACGAGGACGACGACGAGGAACUCAUCGACAUGGACAUGGACGAACUCAGUGAAAGUGAAAAUGAAACGUAAAACAGUGGACUAAGUGAUAAAAUUGUACAUACUAAAAUAAUCUAGAUUACUAUAGUUUUAUUUAUUUAUGAGUUAGAGAUAAAGCACUGGCCACGGAACAGCCCUAUCUCGAUUGACAAUCACUCCAAUUUUGAAUCUGUAUUCGGAAUAGUUACGUUCGAACGUUUGUAAUGUAGAAUAUUAAUUACCUACCCACAUUAUGUAAUGUGUUGCUAAUAUUUCAAUUAGGUUUCAAUGCAAAUAUGAUAAUCGAUGCAGCCUUGUUAUCCGCCAUCUUAAUUUUAAUAAUUAAUGUCGGCACUUAGGUUUUUGUAAUCAAAUUGGCAGGACUUAAUUAUAAUUUAUUUGAUUAACAAACUAAAAAGUCAACAUGAUCAAUCAUUAAAAAGUGGGCGUUAGUUGGUGUUUGCAAUAAUUUAUAUCAAUUCUAAAGCCAUUAUAGCCGGUAUAUCAUUAAAUCAACUUUAUAAAACGGUUUUAAAAUGGCGUCCCGAGUCUUGUUAGAGUCACGGCUUAUUAGAUAACAAAAUUGGCCGUAUUAUAAUAGUUUUUUGGGUUUAAAUUAAUUAAAAAUGGCUCUUUUUUGAUGUUCACCCAGUGAUGUGGGUAUAAUUAGACAUUUUAGAUAUGAAAUGUUGAUAGGCAGGGUCUGUGGUUUCUCAAAGAGCGCUGUCAACGGUAGACAAAGACGACGAUACUGGCUCAUCGUUAGAGCAAGCGAGAUGGGUAUAUACAGAGAUGAAGGCGAUUAUAGGUGCGUUCAGGGCCCUAUUAUUAAGAGAUGCGUUUGAAAACUAUCGCGGUCUCGAAUCGCGUUUCGUAAUUGCUUGCGACGUAACCAAAUUGUUUUUGAGUGGUUGACGAUUGUUCUCAACGACUAUUUGUCUACGCGUUAGGAGUUUAACGAUACCCAUCUCUUAGUUGUUGAUGAUUUCUGUGACGCGUUUUGUAACUGUUUCCUUUGACUAAUGACGUGUCUCUACUAUUGUUUUAAUGUCAUUGUUUGAGGCCAUAUUUUAUAGCCAUUAUCAAUUUUGAUGAUCGUUUUUCGAAUCCUUUUUGAAUUUCGAAUUCAAUUUACACUAAUUGUCCUAUUUUAUGGCGGAUUAUGGUCGGCCGCUGUUCUUAACGGUCAAUUAAUCGAUUAAGAACUUGAAAAACCACUUAAAUGACGUGUAGGUAUACUAAGACUGGUCUGUAAAUAGAUUUGUCUAGAUUUUUUGACCGGUCUAGUCUUGAUUUCUGUCUGCCUACAGGUGGCUCGCCUCGGUUCUCAUUGCAUUGUUUACUAUGUUCUUUCACUAGGCUGUGGCCUUUAAACCCAGGUUUAAACGAGCGAUUAUAAGGCUAAUUUGUAUUUUCCUUUCCGUCUUUUGUUCACAUGAUUUACGAUUACGAGUAUCGAGUUCUCGCCGAAUCGAUUUACCGAGUGAAUCGAUUUUAAAAACAAACUAUUUUGUUUUUGUUCGGUACCCGUGUGGUUAUGCCAUGUUGUUACAGAAUGUAGUUUUGAAAACAAGAAUGGGAAUAUAUUUUUAAUUAAGUGACUUUGUUGGCAGAGAAUUGAUUUUAACUUAACAUCAAAUGAUUUUAUGAUAAGGAAUAAAACUACAAAUAUAGAAUGACAACAUUCUCUCGAUAUCUCUAUUAAAUAUCAAAGUUUGAAAUACUUUCCAUGAGAAAAGAUUAUCCGAAUUCUUGAACAUAAUAAAAAUACGAGCGUCCGUCGGAAUGCGCUAACUACCACACUAUUCCGUUCAAAUGCGCGAUUAAAAAAAAUACAAAAUAAAAACAACACAGGCAAAGGAACCAAAGCGUUUGGCUCCACGCCAUUCGUAAUUUGAAAUCUAGAUUCCAUUUUCAGCUCAAUUAACUCUUAGUCGAUUUUAAUUAUCGAUUUUAUUCAUUAAGUGUUUGCGAUUAGCGGGCAUGUCGAUAUUUUACGAUGUAUUCUUUCGUAAAAGUUCGUUUUUAAUUACAUUCGCAUUGAUUGCUUUUAAUUCGCUGAUUAUGUGACAUUUUAACGUUUAUUGGAGUCAUUGGAUAUUGAGAUAAGGCUAAUCCAUUUUUGAAUUGACUUUACAUUUUGUGCGACUUUGACAUGAGGUUGUCAUGAUUGUCAAAUUGUUAGAGGUUAUGCGUGGACCGAUUUCAUUGAAUAAGGGAGAAUCUAAGUCAAUAUGUUUUAAAUCGAUAUGUACUUACGUAUAACUUAUGUUAAAUUUAAAAAGUUUAUUAUUUAUGUUACUGCAGAGUUUGACUUGGGAAUUUGAUAUCAAAUACGGAGUUUUUGAUGAAAUUGGUCCUCUUAGAUAAAGUAGCGAUACAUGUGAGAUAAUUCAUACAUUAGAAUGUUAAUUAAUCGCUCAAAUAUAGUAGUUUUAUUAAGCCAGUUCCUUUAGGGUAAAUGUGAAUAAAAUUAUAUAACAAACUACACAGUAUUAUUGUGCGGACGUUAUGGGUGCGUUCGUUAACGUCAUCCACGUCUUAAUUUAACGUCAGUUUGUUUUAUGAACGCAGACAUUUUUUAUGGUGACAUGUUUCAGUUUUGUUACCUCUCUUAUAGUACGCUCAUCUCAAAAUGUU
This is a messenger RNA of Trichoplusia ni (cabbage looper), 5034 nucleotides long. Its product is annotated as homeotic protein empty spiracles-like. Bases 1624 to 2448 code for a protein of 274 amino acids. Gene Ontology annotation, molecular function: DNA-binding transcription factor activity, RNA polymerase II-specific; DNA binding. The transcript has 3 exons. The record is from RefSeq and is a predicted model, not a curated record. NCBI's taxonomy places the organism in Eukaryota, Metazoa, Arthropoda, Insecta, Lepidoptera, Noctuidae. Gene Ontology annotation, biological process: brain development; regulation of DNA-templated transcription; neuron differentiation.